UCUAAAUGUUAUAUGUCAUGGUUCAGCUCCUGUCCUCUAACACAAAACACCACAUUUAAUGAAAUACUUAUUCUAUUUCUUCACACUCGUUUGUUUGUAUUUAUCACGUUUCAGGCUUGCCAAACAUGAUAAUACAUUUGAACUAUAAGGCCUAAAGUCUAAACCUGCUUACAGGUGUGAGCAACCCCAUGGAGAUUAAAUGUUAAUUAAACCAAAGAAAAUGUAUACAUUUUUGUGGUGAGCCCUUAAAUGUACAGUUUGUUGUGAAGGAAAGGUAUAACAAGACGGUGCAAAUUUCUUAGCAAUGUGCCUCUUAGAUUGUGAGAUUUUUUAUUUUUGUCUGAUAUUCAAAUAUCAAAGGGCUAAAGUAGCGUUUGAAGUCCUGGUGGAGGACAUAAAGUCAAUGGGUCAACAAAAAUAAUUAGGAAUAAUCCUCUGAAUAUCAUAAAUACCAUACGCAUCACAUCAUACAUACUGUACAUCAUCAUAUCUGCUAUCUGGCAGUCUGGCCAGUAGCCAAAGUAUGUUUCUUAUGAGCCCAACAGUUGUAUGGGCUGACAGCUUUACUGCUAUGCUAUGCUAUGCUAUACUUGUUUAUUAAAUGUAAUGAGUAAAAGCUGCUCACAAUUCAUAAUAAUUACGUGUCUACAGAAAAGCUAUUCAGUCUGAACCAAAAUGGUGGACAGACCAACCAACAGACAAAUAUCACUAUCCAAAGGGAAACGAUAUAAGCAUGAAAAUAAUAUCAUGUGACCGUACCAGACAUGUACAGCACUUGCUGUUGAUUAAGCAAACGUUAUCUAUUCAUCUUGACCCUUACACUAAAUCGUUAGUGUAUUGAAAAAAAACUAAGCAAUAAUAACAAACAUCUCAUUUGGGGUCUCAUACAGUAUCACUUCACCCCAAAGAAAGGGUCUCUAAUGUUGCAAAAUGUUCAGCCAUCACCAGAGAUCUGCACGAGCAGAGGUCAUGUCUGAGUGCUGGGUGAAGUCCUGCAGUGAAGGCCCGGCAGAGGGGAGAGAACGGCAGAAGCCACAAGGGGAAAACGGAGAGAAGGAGGAAGUGAAGGCUCCCUGUGGGGACAAGGUGCCUGCAGGAAGCCUGAGGCAGGAGGAGCCAAGGGGAGAACCGGCCUCGUCACCUGACCAUAGGGACAUGCAGGAAGUAGCAUCAGGAAGUGGACUGGAACAUGUCCAAAGGGAGGAGACGCAGACUCAAGAAAAGAGAAAGAAGUUUUCCCACAUGACUUUCAACAAGGAAAAUCCAUAUAGUGGGCCAGCAUCAGGUGUGGACCUGGUGCGGCACCGCCGGAGGUCCCUCCCCAGGGAGAUGUCGACCUGCUCCUACCCAGACAGGGACAGACAGCGGCAGGUAGAGGAGCCCCGGGGGCCUGGGCCCUUCUACUUCAUUGGAGGAGCCAACGGAGCUGAAAUAGUGAGCCGUUACUGUGAGAGCAGAGGAUGGAAGAGGAUUUACAACAAGCAGAGGGAGGAUUUCAAACUCAAGUGGUGUGAGACUAAUCACAAGGCCAACUACAGUAACUUCAGAGAAGGUGAACAGUUGGUGUACCAGAUCCCCAACAACAAGGUGCUCACCACUAAGAUCGGCCUCCUCAGCAGCCUGCGGGGAGUACGAGCGGGUCAGCAGCAAAGUCAAACACGGAGCAGGACUCAGGUUGUGAGGCUUAAAAUGGAAGAGUUUAUUCCCACUACCUUCCGCAUGGAUGUGAGGGAGGAGAGGGAGGCUUUCUUUGCCCACAAUAACAAGGGUCCCAUGUGGAUCUGUAAGCCCUCGGGCCUGAACCAGGGGAAAGGCAUCUUCCUGCUGAAGAGCCAGGAGGACGUGGCGUCCUUCAGACUGAAGCUGCAGCACACGGAGGACAGCCAGGCCGACAGGAAGCUGCUCCAGCGCCCGCCUCAGGCUCGCAUUGUCCAACAUUACAUCCAGAGGCCGCUGCUCCUGAAAGGGAAAAAGUUUGAUGUGCGCUCUUAUCUUCUGAUCGCCUGCACCGCACCCUACAUGGUCUUCUUUCGUCAUGGAUACGUGCGACUGACCUGUGACCUUUACGACCCGAGUUCCAACAACCUCUCUGCCCAUCUGACCAAUCAGUACAUGCAGAAGAAGAACCCUUUGUACAGCCAGCUGAAGGAGGACACUGUUUGGACCAUGGAGCGCUUCAACACCUACGUCAAUGGCAGGUUUCGGGUUGCCAAGGGUCUGCCCAGGGACUGGGUGAUGGGCGCCUUUGCAGAGCGCAUGCAGCAGAUCAUGAUGCAGUGUUUCCUAGCAGUCAAAUCCAAACUAGACUGCAGACUGGGCUUCUUUGACUUAAUUGGAUGCGACUUUAUGGUUGAUGAGGACUUCAAGGUGUGGCUGUUGGAGAUGAACUGUAACCCGGCUCUCCACACCAACUGUGAAGUGCUGAAGGAGGUGAUACCGAGCACCGUGGAGGAGACACUGGAUUUAACUCUGGAGAUCUUCAACAAGUGUCGCCUCAAGCAGAGAAUUCUCCCUCUGGCCAGUCAGAGGGACUUUGUGCUGCUUUACAACAAAGUGGCUCCUCCUGAUUCGCUGCUGGGCUGCAGCAAGAGCAACACACAUACUGAGAUCCUCCAGAAGAGCUCCAAAAAGACUGAACCCAGAAGAUGUAAGUCAGGGACAGAAGACAAAAUGGUCCCCUCUCCAUCCCCUGAUGAUGUCUCUGGCAGUGUUCAAGGACAGGGGGGGACCAAGUCUGGCCAGCGCUCCUCCACCUCGGUUCAGGGACCUCCACAUGUACACAGCAGGCAGACUGUUAAGUAUGAGAACCCCAGGCCUCGGGUCGAAUUAAAGCCGAGUAAAUGUACUUUGGAUGACGGGGAGCAUCAGCAGCAGAAGAGGAUCAUCAUGACGCUGUCGUCACCAGGAACCUCCGUCCGUGGACCACCAUUCCCUCCUGAUGCUGGAUCUCCUGUGAGUGGGAACAAACAGGAAAAGCAGCCCAGAGAGGAUAUUUAAGUUUAUGCGAGUAAAGAGGAACUGUGAUGCAUCAUGUGCAAACAGCUGGGAUCUAAAAGGCCACAUCUAAAAAAAGGCUUGACACUUCUGGUGCUGUUUGUCUGUGAGAAAUAAACGCUUAAAUGUGACAACAAAUAAUGUAUUAAUGCUAAGUGGGUUUAUGUUAUUGUUGCUUUGUGUAUUAUUUCAUGAUAAACACCUACAAUUCCAAUUUAAGAACAGGUUUGUCUUCUAAUUAAGGUAGAAGAAAAAGGUGUUUUUAUGCUGCUGCAACGCAAACAUUUCCCAAAUUGGGAUCAAUAAAGCACUUUGUAUCUUCUUA
This is a messenger RNA of Gymnodraco acuticeps, 3319 nucleotides long. RefSeq names its product tubulin tyrosine ligase-like family, member 10 (gene ttll10). Bases 931 to 2997 code for a protein of 688 amino acids. NCBI's taxonomy places the organism in Eukaryota, Metazoa, Chordata, Actinopteri, Perciformes, Bathydraconidae. Gene Ontology annotation, biological process: protein modification process. The transcript has 11 exons. The record is from RefSeq and is a predicted model, not a curated record.